Messenger RNA from Anthonomus grandis grandis, 2549 nucleotides. Its product is annotated as DNA-dependent metalloprotease SPRTN. Gene Ontology annotation, molecular function: single-stranded DNA binding; polyubiquitin modification-dependent protein binding; metalloendopeptidase activity. Gene Ontology annotation, biological process: DNA repair. The coding region runs from base 208 to 2247 and encodes 679 amino acids. Gene Ontology annotation, cellular component: nucleus. Lineage: Eukaryota; Metazoa; Arthropoda; Insecta; Coleoptera; Curculionidae. The transcript is spliced from 5 exons. The record is from RefSeq and is a predicted model, not a curated record.
UUGUGAUACCCAGAAACCUUAUCCGACUGUUGACUUCUUCCACAUCAUGAAAUCUAAGAGAAAACACCAUGUUUUUGGUUUUGCUAGAAUUAAGAUUAAGUUUGUUAUCUGUAAAGCAGUCGGCCACAAUCUCAGUGAAUGCAUUUCUACAUGAGAGUGGUGAGGUCUAAUCCAGGAUUAACUUUAUUAUCUACUAAGUAAAACACAAUGGCAGAACUAGAUUACCAAAUGGCUUUACUACUACAAUACAAGUUUGAGCAGGAGCACAAACACAAAGAAAACACAGACUCUGACCUGCAGUUAGCUUUAGAACUACAAGAACAAUUUAAGCAAGAAGAGGAAGUCCAAAGACCCAAAAACAAUUUAGUGUAUAAGAACACAAAAGCAAAUGAUUCUAAAUGUUUGGUAGAUCCUUCAUGGGAAGUAAUCGACCCAACCCCUGAUGUCCAUGUGCUUUUUAUUACAUUUAAUAAAAGGUUUUUUUGGGACAAAUUGGGUUCAGUCACAGUUUCUUGGAGUAAAAGAAUGACUUCAUGUGCUGGAAUAUGCAGCUAUCAAGGAAGAGGUGGUAUGUGCUCUAUCACUCUAAGUGAGCCACUCUUAAAACUUAGACCCAGAAAAGAUUUGGUUGAAACUCUUCUACAUGAAAUGAUACAUGCUUAUCUGUUUGUCACACAUAAUAAUAGAGACAGAGAUGGACAUGGGCCAGAGUUUCAUAAGCAUAUGUAUAGGAUAAAUGGUGAAGCUGGUACAAACAUCUCGGUGUACCAUGAUUUUCACGAUGAAGUCCGCCUCUACCAACAACACUGGUGGCGAUGUGAUGGUCCUUGUCAACAUCAGAAGCCCUAUUUUGGUACUGUAAGACGCGCUUCUAAUAGAGCACCAGGACCAAACGACAGAUGGUGGGAGGAACAUAAAAGAAAUUGUGGAGGAAAUUUCAUAAAAGUGAAAAGUCCAGAGACAACAAGCAAAUCAAACAAGUCUAAAAAACCUGACAAACCUAAGGAUCCACCCUCAAAAAUGGAUAUAAGAAACUUUAUACCUGCAAAACCUAAAUCGUCAGAAAAGUCAUCACCUAAUUUUAUCAAUAAAGUUCAUACUAUUACAAGCAACAGCGGUAACCAACAGGUAUCCAAUGUAAUACCAACAAAAACUGCAAAUAUAUUUGGUUUUACCAAUUUGGGGACUGAAACAAGUUUAAAAAAGCCACACGGGAGCAACUCAGGGAUUAAAGGAGCAGUUAAAAAUUCUGGAAGCAGCACUUUCGUAGUCACUAGUAAAAAAACUAAGAACAGCACUAAAACUAAUGAUAAAUCAGAAAACUCUGGCAAAAUAACCAAGGCACCACCAGUCAAAAUAGAGGCAUUUAAUGGUUCUGGACAAACUUUAGGUACCAUCAGUACCUCUCUCCCUAAUAGAAACGAUUACUCUAUUGUAAGGGAUCAUUGGCUGAAAAAGUAUGAAGGCAAUGGUCAGCAAUCUGGUUCUGGAGUUAAACGCCCUUUCGGUAGUUCUACCUCUCUUAACAAUGUUUCGAAAAUCCCAAAAACUAAUAUAGUAGGCACAAGCACUACACCCAAAAAAGGGUCAGAAAAUCUAGUUGAAUGCCCAGUAUGCCAAAAGCUCAUUAGAAAUGACAAUUUAAACUCACACUUGGACACUUGUUUGGAUAACCCACUAUUGAACAACAAAGAGUGCCUUCUUUGUGGCGUUAGUGUGGCAAGUGAGAAUUUUGACGAGCACUUUAGGGACUGCAGUGCCAAAAGCUUUGAAGAUGAUGAUGAUGUUAUUUUAAUAAAUUCUCCUAAAAAAGUUCCUGAAACAAAGAGUUGUCCUUCCUGUAAAAUAAAAUUAAAUGAAACUAACUAUGCGUCACAUAUUGAAAGUUGUUUAGAGAAAAUGUUUACUGAAUUUAAUAAGAAAUAUGGCUCAGAUUCCAAUGAGACUUCCUGUCUAGUUUGUAAUAAAAAAAUUCAUAAAUCUCAGGUGGACUCGCACUUAGAUGAAUGUAACGGCAUGAGCAACAUAUUUGAUACAACUAAUGUUUUUAUUGAAGAUAACAUAGAUGAACCAUGGAAUGACAAGGACAAUCAUGAUAUUAGCUAUAAUUGCCCCUUUUGUUUGCAGUUAGUGGAGGAAAGUGCGAUGGAAGAUCAUUUGGGGAAAUGUUUAAGGUGCGAGGAAAAGGAAAAGAAGGAAUGGGUUAAUUCACUUUGUGAGGUUGAUUCGGAUUUUGAAGAUUGUUAAUUCCCUACAUUUUUAAAAUAUCUUAAAUGUUUAAUAAAUAAUUUAAAAUAGCCGGAUCGUAAAAAUGUAGGUGAUUCGCAAUAAGUUAUGAAAAUUUUUCCUAGUGAGAUGAAAUCAUGGUAUUAAGUUCCUGUUUGUGCGAUAAGAGUAAUUGAUUGUAAUUUGAGCAUAAAGGCAGCAUUUGUUAAACAUACUAUCAAUAUUUCGAAAUUGUGAUAAUAACUGUUUCUGUUGUAAUUAUUAAGUGUUUACAUGUGUGGUUAUAGUCAGUAAGAUUAAAAUAAAAAUAUUUUUGAUAUAGA